CUCGAACCAGCACUGAAUAUCUCACCAUUUGUUUCAACUAUUACUCUUAUCUCCAGGAGUUCUAAAAGUUCUCCUGGCGUAUAGCACCGCUGAAGCAGUGGUUUCCCAGUGACCAUGUUGACAGGCCAGUGGCGUAAUCGCGUGGGGUACGGCGGGAGCGGGGUAUCCAUCUAAGCCUGAAAGGGCAAGUCCGCCUCUGACGGAAAGACGCAGCUGAUGAGGCAUGUCCGAUAGCGGCCCAUCUAAUUGUCCGGUCAGCUAAAAAGCACAAAGACUGACUCCUUCCUCAGUCUGGAUUUCAGUUUUCAUUUUGUCUUCUUUACAGCAGUUUAGUCCUUGAAUUAAUAUGGCUAUCCUAGUGCACGCACCCAAGCCGCGGGUCCUGAUCCCUGAGAAGGUGUCUCCGGAUGGCUUAGCUUUGUUGAAAGGCCAGUUUGAGGUAGAUGAAAAGAAGGGUUUGAGCCCGGAAGAGCUGAAAAGCAUCAUCGGCAACUACGAGGCGCUCAUUGUACGCUCAGAGACUAAAGUUACAGCAGAGCUGCUUACUGCUGCCACCAAGCUUAAAGUUGUUGCCAGGGCUGGUGUAGGUGUCGAUAAUGUAGAUGUCCAGAGUGCUACGAAGCAAGGAAUCAUUGUUGUGAACUCUCCUUCCGGAAAUAUCAAUGCUGCGGCAGAACAUACCAUUGCUCUCAUGAUGGCGGUAUCUCGCAACAUCGGUGACGCAGAUGCUAGUCUCAAAUCUGGGAAAUGGGAACGAAGUCGUCUUGUGGGCGUUGAAGCGAAAGGAAAGACGCUAGCCAUUGUUGGUUUGGGCAAAGUCGGUCUUACAGUUGCCCGAAUUGCGAAUGGUUUUGGCAUGCGCCUAAUUGCAUACGAUCCAUAUGCCAACCCAAACUUGGCCGCCGCUGCAUCUGUCACUCUGAAGCCCAGUCUCCUAGAUAUUCUGAAGGAAGCUGAUUUCUUGACGCUGCACACCCCGCUCAUUGCCUCGACAAGAGGUAUGAUCGGAGCUGCAGAAUUGGCCACGAUGAAAUCAACUGCCAGGAUAUUGAACGUAGCAAGAGGAGGCAUGAUCGAUGAAACCGCUCUUCUUGAGGCCCUCACUGCCGGAACAAUAGCUGGCGCUGGUAUCGAUGUCUGGACGUCGGAGCCGCCUGAACCUGAAUCCCCAGCAACUCGUCUUAUCGCACAUCCGAAAGUCGUUUCUACACCCCAUCUUGGUGCUUCGACCAAGGAGGCGCAGGAAAAUGUCUCGAUUGAUGUUUGCGAGCAGGUCGUUUCGAUCCUGUCCGGAGAGCUUCCUCGAUCAGCCGUGAACGCUCCUAUCAUCCUUCCCGAGGAAUAUAGGACCCUCCAACCUUUCGUAACCCUUGUCGAGAAGAUGGGCUCUCUUUAUACGCAGCACUACAGCUCUCAUUUUACAACAUCGGGGAAAACUGCUCAGCAAUUCCGUACCACAUUCGACAUCACAUACGAGGGUUCAUUAACGAAUCUCAACACAACCAAGCCCCUCUUUGCAGCUCUGGUGAAGGGUCUCCUCACCCCAUUCACCUCUUCAGAUGGCCUCAAUAUCAACAUUGUCAAUGCUGAACUCCUUGCCAAGGAACGUGGAAUUCUGAUCAAUGAGAGCCGAAGCCGCGAGAAUAUAGAAGACAAGCCGUACUCCUCCUUCGUUACGCUCCGCGCUCGGGCUUCCCGGUCUCCAUCACAUCAGCGUACUGGUCUCAGUCGCUCGAAUUCGCCGGCUACCUCAAAAUCCAUUAAGCCCCAAGAGCAGGAGGAUCAGGUCAUUCAGGGUUUCGUGUCUGCGAACAAGUCUUACAUUUCGCGGUUGGAUCGAUUCAAAGGCGAAUUUGUUGCACGUGGUACCCUCCUCAUUUGUAGAAACUUUGACUCCUGCGGGAAGAUUGGCUUCGUGGGCUCGGUACUUGGCAAGGCGGGCGUGAAUAUCAAGUCCAUGAGCGUUGCGCCGCUGCAUGAGGAGGCUGAAGAGGUGGACGGAGACGUAGAAGGUAACGAGGCUCUAAUGAUAUUAGGUGUUGAUAAGCCAGUUGACGAGAGUGUCGUUAAAAGGUUGAUUGGGGAGCAGGGUGUGUUAGAGGCCAACGUUGUUACUCUCUAAGUGGCGCUGGGUGUUUCUGGACGAAGGCGCUCGUGGCUCAUCUGGC
Lindgomyces ingoldianus is the source of this 2168-nucleotide messenger RNA. Its product is annotated as phosphoglycerate dehydrogenase. Gene Ontology annotation, biological process: L-serine biosynthetic process. Gene Ontology annotation, molecular function: NAD binding; phosphoglycerate dehydrogenase activity. The transcript is spliced from 3 exons. The coding region runs from base 347 to 2122 and encodes 591 amino acids. NCBI's taxonomy places the organism in Eukaryota, Fungi, Ascomycota, Dothideomycetes, Pleosporales, Lindgomycetaceae. The record is from RefSeq and is a predicted model, not a curated record.